This is a messenger RNA of Aspergillus viridinutans, 903 nucleotides long. RefSeq lists its product as uncharacterized. The transcript has a single exon. The coding region runs from base 1 to 903 and encodes 300 amino acids. The record is from RefSeq and is a predicted model, not a curated record. Lineage: Eukaryota; Fungi; Ascomycota; Eurotiomycetes; Eurotiales; Aspergillaceae.
AUGCCAUUCUUUAAUCUUCCUUACCAUAUCAGAGAUCAAAUCUACCGAUACUCCCUUGUCAUGGGACGUGUUUUCAUUCGCCCUUUCACUACCGUUGAAGUGCUCAUGGAUCCUAACCGAAAAGAUACCUAUGGCACACCCAACCUCGCUCUACUCUGGACCUCAAAACGCAUAUACGAAGAGGCAAUGCCCAUCUACUUAAGCGAAAAUGUCUUCUCCCUCGUCCAAGUUGAUCUGUUGGCUGCCGCGCGCGCAGAGUAUCCGCGUGUAUUCGACAAUCUCAGGAAGGUCCGCAAUCUGGAGCUCGUCUUCGACUGCCGUGAUUACAUUUACCUGGCGCAAUUCCUAUCCCGGGAGCUUCCAGGCGUCAUCGCGGCAAUACAGGAUGCGAAGGUACCCUCGAAACACAAGCGCAAAGUGAUUGAGGAGCUGGACGAGAUGCAAGUCGACUUUGAUAUUCCCAGGAUAGAACAAACCGAGUCGGAUUCCGAGGAGGAGGUUUCGUCUGAAGAAGCACAUGAGAUUCAUGAUCAGCAUAUCGAAAAUAUGAAGGAGUACCUUUGGGGACGCACAAUGAGUUUUGUGCGGCAGACGUUCCAACUGUCGCGCCUUUAUAUUGACUUGCGUCAUUGUACUUGUAACUGGGGAUGUUGUCGUCUUGCUACGGAAGUGCUGGAUUGGGGUUGGUUCCACGUCUGGAUUCAUGGGAUGCCGGAUGAGAUCCAUGUGAGAGGUACCUCUGGACGUGAGAAGAAGCUCAUCGCUCGGUUGUUCGAUAAGCAGCGAUUCCAUGCGGGUUUGGAAAUCGACCAAGUUUUCGAUCAGGACAGACUUGAAGACGCUGAUGACUGGAAAGCGGGCAAAUUUGUGUUUCAGAAGGUUCAUCAGAGACUCGUACGCUAG